Messenger RNA from Mustela lutreola (European mink), 1416 nucleotides. RefSeq names its product DND microRNA-mediated repression inhibitor 1 (gene DND1). Gene Ontology annotation, molecular function: mRNA binding. NCBI's taxonomy places the organism in Eukaryota, Metazoa, Chordata, Mammalia, Carnivora, Mustelidae. The transcript is spliced from 4 exons. Bases 141 to 1202 code for a protein of 353 amino acids. The record is from RefSeq and is a predicted model, not a curated record. Gene Ontology annotation, biological process: mRNA stabilization; germ cell development; negative regulation of miRNA-mediated gene silencing. Gene Ontology annotation, cellular component: nucleus; cytoplasm.
GGCUGCCCCCACCCCCUUGGGGGGCGGGGUCGUAUUCAGAGCCAAUGAGAGCUUGGGGGGCGGAGGAGUAGGGAAGCUUCCAGAGGCAGAUGCGGAGAAGGUUAUAAAGGAGGUAGCGAGGGGCCGGUGCGGAGAGAGCCAUGCAGUCCAAGCGAGAGUGUGAGCUAUGGUGUGAGAGGGUGAAUCCAGAGAACAAGGCCGCGUUGGAGGCGUGGGUCAGGGAGACCGGCAUCCGCCUGGUGCAGGUGAACGGGCAGAGGAAGUAUGGCGGGCCACCCCCAGGCUGGGUGGGCAGCCCGCCGCCGGCCGGGUCCGAAGUGUUUAUCGGACGGCUGCCUCAGGACGUGUACGAGCACCAGCUGAUCCCACUGUUCCAACGCGUGGGCCGCCUCUACGAGUUCCGCCUGAUGAUGACCUUCAGCGGCCUGAACCGCGGCUUCGCCUACGCGCGCUACAGUUCGCGGCGCGGCGCCCAGGCAGCCAUCGCUACGCUGCACAACCACCCGUUGCGGCCGUCCUGCCCGCUGCUCGUGUGCCGCAGCACGGAGAAGUGCGAGCUGAGUGUGGACGGGCUGCCUCCGGGUCUGAGCCGCCGCGCGCUGCUGCUCGCGCUGCAGCCCCUGGGUUCCGGCCUGCAGGAGGCGCUGCUAAUGCCCAGCCCCGGGCCGGCGCCCGCGCAAAUUGCGCUGCUCAAGUUCAACUCGCACCGCGCGGCCGCCAUGGCCAAAAAAGCCCUAGUGGAAGGGCAGUCCCGCCUCUGUGGAGAGCAAGUGGCCGUGGAGUGGCUUAAGCCAGACCUGAAGCAGCGACUCCGCCAGCAGCUUAUGGGUCCCUCACUGCAGUGCCUACAGCCAGAGGGCAGUCGACUGGCCCCAGCCAGGGACAAGCUAGAGUCCCACCAGGCUCGGGCUGCCCUGCAGCUGUUGUGCCAAAGGAUGAAGCUGGGCAGCCCCGUGUUCCUCACCAAGUGUCUGGGCACAGGCCCUGCCGGCUGGCACCGCUUCUGGUACCAGGUGGUGAUCCCUGGGCACCCAGUGCCCUUCAGUGGCCUCAUCUGGGUGGUGCUGGCCCCAGACAGGCAGGAUGGGCACGAGGUGGCUAAGGAUGCAGUGUCUGCCAGGCUGCUAGAGGCACUGAGUGAGUCUGGAGCCAGCCUUCUCCAGUCUGCCGGGGCUGAGGCAGGUACCAUGGUUAAGCAGUGACCCUGUCCUCUUCACAGGCAGCCUGCACAAUUUGGCAGAGCCUGUGUCAGUCUCCAGCCCAGCAGGCCUGGGCAGCCACCAUCUGUCCUCAAAGAGGAGCGUGGGCCCUGCCAUACCUCGGACAGCCUCCCAGCUGGGGCAGGGCCCCAGUACACCAGGAAAGCUCAGGGUUGGCUAAGUUGUGGUGAAGGACCUUGUUCUCCCCCUCCCAGCC